Molecule: messenger RNA, 994 nt
Organism: Plasmodium knowlesi strain H
Lineage: Eukaryota; Apicomplexa; Aconoidasida; Haemosporida; Plasmodiidae
Product: SICAvar, type I (fragment)
Exons: 2
Source: RefSeq, a predicted model, not a curated record
AUGUCAGGAACAUCGAGUGAGGGAUUAUUGAAAGGAUGGAUGGAACAUUGGAAGUCUACGAAUGGUGUAACGACAGGGCAGGCACCCGAAGCGAAGGCCGAGCAAAUUGCAACGACGUUAAAGGAUAACUUGGAAACAGCUUUCAGUACAUUGGACAGCUGGCUAGCAGAAAGGUCGGAGUCAAAUGAAAUACGGAACCUCUGCGGAAAAGGAAAGGAAGACGGCGGAAAAUUUUGGCGGGGGAGUGGGGUGGAGCCCGAAUAUAGAAAAAUACUUUGUGAAGCUAUAUUAGAAAUAAAAUAUUUCAUGAAUGGAGUAGAGACGAAGAAAGCAGGGAAGGGUACGAGUCCCCAAGAUGAGACCCCCUUCGUUACGCCCCUCACUCCAGAGAAAGCUUAUGCACGUUGCAUUGUGGGAAUGCUUGCCCUAUCGGAAAUUUAUGGGGAUCAUUGUAAAUUGGACGAGGUCAUAGAGAGGGUUCAGGAUAAAGUGUCGGCCGGAAUACAGCAGAAGUUGAAUGCAUAUUUGGUUCCGAAUUAUAGGACGAACUUGGAUAUAUGUAAAAAAAUUACCAAUACCGAUUUAAUUGUUGGUAGAUCACUUCUCCAUGAUAAAAUCAAAGGUUGGACAGACGGAAAAAGGGCCCAGGGGAAUCGGGCGAUAGGUUGGAGAAUAAAGAUGCCCUGGCAAUAUUGGCAAAGUGUCUGUAACAAAAAUAAGAAACCGGAGCAGGACGACCCGAAACUGAAUAAACUGAGACAACAGAAUGCAGAAAGUAUGGCAACUUUUAUGAAUCUGAAUGACACUAAAAGCAAUACAAAUGAUGUCUCCUUAUCCGAUAUCUUAGUAAAGGACGAAUACAAAUUACCCGAGAGUACAUUGAAAAGAAUUGUUCGGUCAGCUGUAAGUGAUGACAGUGGUACACCAGGUGCCAGUCCUCUGAACAUGGAAAACCUAAAACAGGAGUUAAAUAAAGAAGUCCAAACACAGAAAG